AUGGUAUCGCCAGUUGGAUGGGGCUGGGGUGCGAAAACGGCCUUGUUCUACGCCGGCACGAAUCUUCUUUGCAACAUUUGGUGCUGGUUCAGACUGCCGGAGACGAAAGACCGAACUUUUGGCGAGAUCGAUCUCUUGUUUGAGAACAGGGUCCCUGCACGCAAGUUUGUGUCCACUUCGGUCGAUCAAUUCUCGGAUCAUGUUGCAUCGACCGUUCUCGUGUCGGAGAAGGAACACAUGACUGUCCGUAUCGAGGAAGCAUGA
Recurvomyces mirabilis is the source of this 264-nucleotide messenger RNA. RefSeq lists its product as uncharacterized. Lineage: Eukaryota; Fungi; Ascomycota; Dothideomycetes; Mycosphaerellales; Teratosphaeriaceae. The coding region runs from base 1 to 264 and encodes 87 amino acids. The record is from RefSeq and is a predicted model, not a curated record. The transcript has 2 exons.